AUGAUUGCAGAUUACCGCGAAACCGCCGCUAAGUUUCAAAAGGAGUGGCACGUAAACGAGCCACACCGAGAUUUCCCCUUCGCGCCUCAUGUCAAGAGCCAGGCACUGGUGUCGGUCGUCAACCGAGGAUUGAUCUACUAUGCUCUUGAACGUGAAUUCGCACUCAGCAAGCGGUCUCGCGAUGCCGCCAGUGUAGGGGCCGACGCAGAGGCAGAGGCAGAGCCGGUGCAGGUCGGCGUCUUUGGACCAUUGAACUCGCAGCAGCCGGCCAAGGUGGAAGAGGGCGAGGGCGCUGCAGUCGGCGGCGACGUGGAAUCAUCACGGAAGCGCAUCCAACAACAGCUCCAGCUACCGAAUGGCUCGCCGGCAAAGAAACCGCGUCUGAGCAAUGGCUACACUGACGCAUCCGCAUCCGCAUCCGCAGCCGUGGCCACGGCUGCCACCACUUCCACAACCACCACCAACACCACCUCAACCUCCGCCACCACACCCAUGGACCUUGAUCCCAGUCAUCACCAUCACCCUCACCCUCAACCCGACUCUCAUGACGGCCAACACGACGCCAGCAACAACCACGCCUAUCCGUCGCCGUUGGAAGGGGAGCAGCUGCCUCCGCCCAUCAUCCACACCGACGGACCCGAGCAGGGCACGCAGGUCGACAAGGUAGAGGAACUAUCGCCGGACACCACUUUUAUCCACCUCAUGGACGACGAACGCUCUUUGCUCAAGGCCUCGGAAGCCACAGCUACGCCAUCGCCCUCUCCAGUAGGCGCCGAGAAUGCGCCUGUGUUGCUCCAGUGCGAGUGGAACCCUUGCGACCCAUCAAUGUUGGCGGCUGCUGGAACCGAUGCGCUAGCCCGCGUUUGGACCAUAUGUCGCUCCACGGACGCAACGACCGAGUCGGCCAAGGAUGGCAGAGAUCACGUGGCUCCCCUGGCCAACACUCUCAUCGAUCCAUCUACGCCGCGCACAACCACCGUCACGGCAUUGUCAUGGACGUCCGACGGCACUGCCAUUGCGGUCGCGACCGAUUUAGAGACGUCGGCUGCAGUGAGUGUAUGGUCAGCCGACGGUGUUCUCAUGCAAACCAUGGACGUGGCUGAGCCGCCCAUUAUAAAGCUCAGCUGGAACCCAAGCAGCUCUGCCCUGCUCGCCGUCUCGCCAGAAAACGGAGGCGCCCUCAUUACGGUUUACUCAUUUAGUGGCAAGGUUUUGAACUAUCAUUUACCAGGGCACGACAUAGAAACAACAGCGCUGGACGCAGCCUGGAUCGACGACGACGAGUUUUUGUUGAGUGGCGGCGAUUUACUAUUAUGCCUUCGUUUCACCAAUUCAGCAAUCAGUCAGUCACGGAAAUUCGAAACCAAGGAGGAUGAUAGCUUUACCCAGGUGCUUUUUGACCGACACUCAAAAUUGGCUGCCACUUCCAGUGACAAGGGUAUUCUUGACCUGUGGGAUGAGUCAGGGCAACGGCGAUCUAUUUCAGCUCAUCAAGGAGCCAUCACCACGAUGGCAUGGCAGCCUUUGCCGCCUAACCAAGCCGUCCCCGACGACGAGCGGCUGAUUGCUACUGGCGGUGAUGAUUGUGCCAUUUUAAUAUGGAAUGCCCGGAAACCCGAGAGCAAAGCGAAAUGUUUCCUGACGAUGGACUUGCCAAUCGUGCGACUUGCCUUUACCCCUGACGGCGCCUUUAUCGCCGGCGCCUCGUCGCGGCAAGUAUUAAUAUGGAAGGUGGAUAAUCACACGAUGCCGAGGGCAAGCUGGAACCGACCACCACAUCCAGGAUGGCUCAGCCCCAAGGGUAGCUCAGACGCUGAAGAGGAAGAUGAGCACUGCCUGUGCUGGGAUGUCAGCGGACAAAAGCUGGCGUAUGGUUCGAACAGUAGACUUGCCGUAAUAAACUUUAGGAGGUAG
This is a messenger RNA of Metarhizium brunneum ARSEF 3297, 1914 nucleotides long. It is a transcript of the gene HOS15, whose product is annotated as WD40 repeat-containing protein HOS15. NCBI's taxonomy places the organism in Eukaryota, Fungi, Ascomycota, Sordariomycetes, Hypocreales, Clavicipitaceae. The record is from RefSeq and is a predicted model, not a curated record. Gene Ontology annotation, cellular component: Set3 complex. Gene Ontology annotation, molecular function: protein binding; transcription corepressor activity. Gene Ontology annotation, biological process: regulation of transcription by RNA polymerase II.